AUGGCACCCGAAGUUUACCGACGUCGAGCGAGUGCUACAGCGGUGCCAGCGGACAGACAAAACGAAGCGUGCCAGGUGUCAGAGUUCUACAAUGAUCGGGAAGUGCUCAUCACAGGUGGAACAGGAUUCGUCGGGAAGGUUCUCCUGGAAAAACUUCUGCGAUCUUGUUCCGGACUGAAGAGGGUUUACCUACUCAUGCGCGGCAAGAAAGGGCGAGGACCACAAUCGAGGCUCGAGGAAAUGUUCGACUGUCGGGUUUUCGAUCGCCUGAAGCAAGAGCAGCCAGGAAUUUUUGAAAAAGUGACGGCAGUUUCCGGAGACCUGGCUCAGCCACACCUAGGGCUAAGUGUAUCCGAUCGGAACACCUUACUAGGCAAUGUCUCUGUCGUAUUCCACUCAGGGGCAGCGAUAAAGUUCAACGAACCUUUCAGAAAAGCAUAUGAAGUCAAUGUAUUGGGUACGAAACGAGUUAUGGACCUCUGUAGGCAAAUGUCAAACAUUCAAGCUCUUGUUCACGUGUCGACAUCAUAUUGCAACUGUGACAAGCUAGAUGCCCACGAAGUGAUAUACCCACCGGAUGAAGAGCUCCAAAAGUUUAUCGAAGAUUGUCAAACGUCGGCACCCGAAGAUUUAACAGGCACUACGAAAGGCUUGUUCGGGCAUCCAAACACGUACACUCUGUCCAAGAGCUUGGCAGAAUCACUGCUUAUAGAGGAACGGGGACACCUCCCUGUAGUCAUCGUGCGGCCCUCCACCAUCACCGCGUCACUAAGAGAGCCGCUUCCGGGCUGGGUAGACAAUUUCAGUGGCGUCACCGGAAUCACCGUGACGGUGAGUACUGACCGAAGUUUAGACUACAUUCUACAACGACGGUUCAACGCUUACUCCUGCUACAGACCCACUUACGUCAAAGCGUACCACUGCACGAGCGGCAGCCUGAAGCAACAAACAUGGGGUGAGCUGGUGGACGCGAUGCAGAGGGCCGUCUUGAAAUACCCACUGCCAAAUACUCUCUGCUACCCAAAGAUAUCGGUCACCAAAAGCCACCUGUGGUACGACAUCAACAUGUACUGCAAGCGUCUCGUGCCUGCACGUGCCACAGACAUGGUCCUGCAGCUAAUGAGAAGAGAGCCAAGAUUCGUGCAGCUUCACGAAAAGGUUCGGAAGAGCAUGGGUGCUGCACAGUACUUCGUGACUCACGGAUGGCUCUUCAGAACGAACAAUAUCGUCAAGCUUAUGCAUGACCUAUCUCUCAAGGAUAAACAGACGUUCAAUAUCGACAUGAGGAGUGUGGACUGGUAUCCGUAUUGGGACCAAUGUUUGCUAGGAAUUCGCAAGUACCUAUUCAAGGCCGAAGAUUCGGAGCUACCAAAAGCACGGAAACAGCUGACGCGGCUCUACGCCCGGCGCUUGUCCCUUAAGGUGCUCAUGGUUGCUCUAGCAUGUCCACUGCUGGCGACGCAGACAGCCUGUGACCUCGGCUCCACGGCGACGCUGCUUUGCCUGCAAGCAUGUGAAGCGCUGUCACACAUCGUAGACCUGCCGUCGAAACUGUAG
This is a messenger RNA of Rhipicephalus sanguineus (brown dog tick), 1557 nucleotides long. Its product is annotated as putative fatty acyl-CoA reductase CG5065. Gene Ontology annotation, biological process: long-chain fatty-acyl-CoA metabolic process. The record is from RefSeq and is a predicted model, not a curated record. Gene Ontology annotation, cellular component: peroxisome. Gene Ontology annotation, molecular function: alcohol-forming very long-chain fatty acyl-CoA reductase (NADP+) activity. The transcript is spliced from 11 exons. The coding region runs from base 1 to 1557 and encodes 518 amino acids. NCBI's taxonomy places the organism in Eukaryota, Metazoa, Arthropoda, Arachnida, Ixodida, Ixodidae.